AUGUUCUCAGACGCAGCGUGUACCCAGUCACUAAAAAACUUCACUGGGCCAAAUGGCUAUCCGGACGGCAGCUGUACCUCUUUCAGCCAAUGGGCACCCAGCACCCACUUGAGUUUCCAAGUGCACGAUUUCGACCCGGGAUGCAAUGUGGCCAUCUACGGUAACGACAUCAACACCUUCAUCUGCUCGUCCAAGGUCGUUGAGAUUGCUGAAGUCGGCCGCUGCUACAAUGCAUCCUGGGUCUAUUACAGCAUCGACGGUUGCAUCACCCCAGGAGAAACGCCGUCUGCUGCGACCAGUAAUAAUCAAGGCUCGUCCACAGGUGCCAUAGUGGGGGGUGUGAUCGGUGGCGUCGUGGCUCUGGCAUCCGUGAUUGGGGCAUUCCUCUACUCGCGACGAUCACGGAAACUCCAAAGGGAAAUCCAAGCACACAAUGCGCAGCUGCGUCAGGAUUUGUACGAGUUGGCGUCCAAGCGUCAACCAGUUGAGCUAUUGGAGCGGCGUUCACCGGUGGAGAUGGAGGCCGACGUUGGAUUUGCACCUGUCGCAGGGAAGACUUCCAUGUUGCCAAGCGGGGAGGAAACUGAGGAAAUGGCUCCUCCGAAAAAGGACCAGGAGAGGAGAGACUGA
Molecule: messenger RNA, 630 nt
Organism: Lasiodiplodia theobromae
Lineage: Eukaryota; Fungi; Ascomycota; Dothideomycetes; Botryosphaeriales; Botryosphaeriaceae
Exons: 2
Coding region: 1-630 (209 amino acids)
Source: RefSeq, a predicted model, not a curated record